Molecule: messenger RNA, 2304 nt
Organism: Salmo salar (Atlantic salmon)
Lineage: Eukaryota; Metazoa; Chordata; Actinopteri; Salmoniformes; Salmonidae
Gene: rab8a
Product: RAB8A, member RAS oncogene family
Molecular function (GO): GTP binding; GTPase activity
Source: RefSeq, marked provisional
CAAGUAUGGCGAAGACAUACGAUUAUUUGUUUAAGUUACUGCUUAUCGGAGACUCCGGUGUCGGGAAGACCUGCGUGCUGUUCAGGUUCUCAGAGGAUGCUUUUAACUCCACAUUCAUCUCCACCAUAGGCAUUGACUUUAAGAUUAGAACGAUAGAACUAGACAACAAGAAGAUAAAGUUACAGAUAUGGGACACAGCAGGGCAGGAGCGAUUUCGAACAAUCACAACAGCGUACUACAGAGGAGCGAUGGGUAUCAUGCUAGUCUAUGACAUCACCAACGAGAAGUCCUUCGAAAACAUAAAGAACUGGAUACGGAAUAUAGAGGAGCAUGCAUCGGCUGAUGUUGAAAAGAUGGUCCUCGGUAACAAAUGUGACAUCAAUGACAAACGGCAAGUGUCCAAAGACAGGGGAGAGAAGCUGGCGCUGGAGUACGGUAUUAAGUUCAUGGAGACUAGCGCAAAGGCCAACAUCAAUGUGGAAAACUCGUUUUUGACACUUGCCAGAGACAUCAAAUCAAAGAUGGACACAAAAUUGGAGGGUAGCAGUCCUCAGGGGAGCAGCCACAAGGUGAAGAUCUCUCAGCCCCAGAAGAAGAGCAGCUUCUUCCGCUGUGCCCUACUGUGAGGACCAGACCAUGGGUGUAUACCAAAUGGCCCACUAUUCCAUAUAUAGUGUGCUACAUUUGACCAGGGCCCAUAGAACUCUUGUCAAAAGUAGUGCACUAUGUAGAGAAUAGGGUGCCAUUUGGGAUGCAUACCAAUGGCCUUACCUACCUUCCGCCUGCCCUAGCUGGGAUAUGCUGGGGUGCUGGCUGGCUGGCUGGACACAACUGGACUGUGCUUGCUCCCAGCACCCCCUCUCAUUCUACCCUAUUCCCUUCAGCCAGUCCCAAUUCACUCCCCACCUCUUUCCCUCGGCCCUAACCCUUAGCUGUUUGUGUAUCUGAAGUGUUUGAAUAGAUAUAUGCAGCGUAGUGGUGGAGCUUCCACCAUGUUGUUUACACCUUGCAUAUACAGUGAGCUCCAAAAGUAUUGGGACAGGGACACAUUUUUGGUUUUGGCUCUGUACUCCAGCACUUUGGAUAUUUGUGCAUCUGUCUUUUUUUCCACUCAUUAUUCACGAUUCAUUCAGGAUUAUCCGUAAUCAUGGUAGCAUCCACAUUAAUGUAGAAGUGUUAAGAAACAUUCUAUUAUUAUUUACAAUAAAAGUGACUGCAAAAUAGCACAAUACAAACAGCAAAUGCAUCCAACAAAUUUGUAGAAUCACAAGCUUGACAUAGUCAUUGUGUGCUAUGAAUAUGUGACUAAAUACUUAACUUUUAACUACUUUAAUACACAUUUAAGUGAAUUUGUCCCAAUACUUUAGGUCCCCUAACAUGGGGUGGGACUAUGUACAAAAAGUGCUGUAAUUUCUAAACGGUUCACCCGACAUUGAUGAAAAUGCCCUCAAAUUAAAGCUCACAGUCUUCACUGGAGUACCGAACCUACACAAACAAAAAUGUGUCACUGUCCCAAUACUUUUGGAGCUCGCUGUUCGUGAACAUCGAAGACUUAGGGCCAAUGGUAAUUAGUAAGGAGAGAAUUAAGACAAGUUGCCUCUCUUGCUCUCUCUCUCUCUCCCUCACUGUCCACCUCUCCCAACGUCACGCCCUGGGGUAGCUGGAGUACUGUGACCGCGACUCCAUCCACAAUGGCCCCGUGACACCUGGUAAUGCUGCUGUUCUUCCAGCGGCCCACCAACCUCCUGUUUUGUCUCACCACUGGUUGGACAGACUGACCAACCGGUGAAAACACCAUUUGUUUUUCUGAAAGAAGGUUCAAAUGACAUCACACAGAAAAGAUGGGCUCUUCUUUCUGUUUCACAUUAGUCUCUAUGUACAUACAACAUUUUUCCAUUUUUCACACGCAGCCACCUGGCUCCACAACUGCCAAAGUUGGAGCCCCAUUUGCUUUCCAGUUAGAAUUGCUUGAAUGACCCAAAGGUUUGGGAUUGGGAACAUGAUGCGUGGAUGUUUAGAUACUAUUUGUAGUCCUCUCUUCCCCUAGCCACAUUGUUAACAUGAGCCAGAGACUGAUAAGCUUAUUGUUUUGAUGAAAGAGUUUUUAAAUGAAUAUAAUAUGCUUUGAAGAUUCACAAUCCUUCAGGAAAGAUUGAUCGCUAAAUAAUUGAAUUACCCAGACUAAAAGAACUCAAUUUGAUAUUCUGUUUUAUUUACAUUCCAAUAUAAUAAUUUGAUGCUAUUCUAUACAUGAGGCUUGCAACAGGCCUCUCUUCCUGAACAAAGUUAUUGUACUGAAUCCAA